CAAUGAUUUUUCCAAACUUUUAUUUGAUUUUUUAAUCACUCAAAUAACAUUUAGUUAUUGCAAAGAAAAGUACAAAAUCCAAAAUGAUAGAAAUUUAUCACCCACAAUCCUACGGAAAUAGGAGUUUUACUAUUUGAGUUUUACUAUUUCAAUCUAUUCUUUCAUUUGUAAACAAUUCUUUUUUAUAAAACAAAUGUUAAUUGGCUAAUUUUGAUUUCUUCCUCCCCAAACACAUCUACAUUUUUCAUUUAAUUGUUUUUCAUUUGUACGACUUCCUAUUUAAUAUUCUGCCUUGUAAAUAACCAGUAUGUUGAAGGCACCUGAUAUUUCAGGGAAAGGUGAGCAGUUCUUUAUCCUUAGCUUGGAAUGUUCUUUCUUCCCCGCUUCAUCUCUGUAUCUCCUACUCAUUCUUCUGAUUUUGGUUCAAGUGUCACUUCACUGAAAAGUUAGAUUAAGUCUAUCAUAGUAUUCUUUGUAAUACUUGUAAAAGGUACAGUUUAUUCUUGUUUGGAAUUAUCUGGAUUACAUGAAUUAUUUUUCUACAUGUAUUUUUGUUUAAUAUUGCAUUCUCUGUGCUUACCACAGUGCUUGAGACCUGGUAAUUUUUAAAUGAAUGAAUAAUGGCUUGAAAUAAUUCAGCUGCUAAGAAAUGAGAAAACGCAGGGUUUGGAAAAGCUAAUUAACCCGCUCACAUACCGGUAAGAAGUGGAUAAAAGAUGUGAACUCAGGUCGAUGCAUUUAUUUGCUAUUAUUGGUUUCUUUGUUCAAGAAAAUGAAAGUCAUCAUGGGUAGAUUAUUUUCAAAAUCACUCAAUUCUUCCAUUAGAAAGUGCUUGUUUUUGUAGAAAGUAAGGGCACUUAGAAUAAAGAGCAUAGAAACAGAAGGUUGUAUUGGGAAGGGCAGCAGGGCAACUGGGUACUAGUCAGUCUCCUGCUUCUUCGCUAACUAACCUAGUGACUUUAGGCUAAUAAACCUCCCUUCCCAAAAAGAAGGCUACAAAGACAGCAAAGCUGCGCAGGCCCGAAGAAGACAUCAAGGGCAAAUCUUUCACUUUACAGGCGAGAGAGGCGAAUGGGCUUGUGAAAUUCACGACGUGGCAGAGCCCCACGGCCAGCUCCUGACCUCAUUGUCCCGAAUCACCCCGCCCCUCCCUGAACAAACACCUGCCGAGCGCGCCCGGGCAGCACCCAGCGGACGUGCUCCUCGGUCGUGUGCCUCGUAUUGAUUACUGGCCCCCUUCCGCUCUCACAUUUUUCACCCCACCACUCUUUAAAUGGCCUUUAGAUUCACAGUUGAAGUGGGGAAAGCUUGCUGCCAGGCACUGAGUGGCGAGAGCGGGUCGCAGCCGGCCCCGAGGUGGCAACCUAGGAGGGUAGCUGCCUGGGACCACGGGCGCGCCUCCCCAUAAUCCGAUAAUCCCGGUGCCGGGCGAGCCAGAGGGCGAGGCUGGGGCUUCCGGACGCGACGCCUUUGGCCUGCCGGUGACCCCACGGCUAGGGCUGCGGGAGGAAACUUUCUGUGCAUUUGGAUCCGAGGCGUGCUGGCCAGAGGUCCUCCACGAUCUUCUCCACCCCGGUUCAUCCUCCUUUCCAAGUCUCCCGUUGCCCGGAGAGAGACGUUUCUACCUGACAGACGGCUAUCUCCGAAGGGGGUACUUCCACCGUUGCUGCUGGCCUAGAGUCCCCGGAGGCAGCCCUUCCCCGCCCCCGGCCUCACCCUGGCCUGAGCCGGUGGCCCCAAGGCCGGCGGGGUCAAGUUCCUCCCGGAGCCGGGGCGAAGCCCAGCCCCGGAGCUGCCACCCGACGCCGCUGGGCGGGCACCAGCCAAUCGGCACGAAGCAUACACGGGCCCCCGCCAAUCAGCGCCCGCCUUAUUCCUGCGUGCGGCCGGCCGGCGCGCUCCACGUCCCCCACCCGGCGCUAGUAGUCGCGGCUGUGGCUGCUGCGGCCGCCUGAGGCGACUCGGGCCUGGGCACUGGCCCCGCUGGCGCCGUCCGCUUUCUCCUGUCGUCUUCACUGAGGAUGAGGCCCUGCGCGGCUGCAUAUCGACCCCGCGGAGACCACCGGCGCACCUUCAACUAGCGACUGGUCCCCCUCGCAAUCAUGGAUAUUUAGAAGAAACAGACCGUGUGGAGGGGGAGUUCCCCUCCUCACUCCCCCUUGGUGCUUGACUGCGGGAGUAAUUUGAAAACUGGAAUUUUUUUAAAAUGAAGACCUUGUAUUUGAUAAGAACUUUAUAGAGCUAUUUGUAAUUUUUUUGAUUAACGUGCCAAAAAUUAUAUAAAGAUAUAUAGUUUUAUACUGUUGUCACAAAGAUUUAAAUUAUACACAUUAAUCCUGAAAAGGUCAUUUAUUCUCUGUAAUUCUUCCUGAAUAGCACUUUUGUGUCCUGGCUUUUCAUUUCUAAGAUUAGUCUUAACUGACAAUUCUGAGGAAGUAAGCAGUAGAAAGAGAGUUAGGAUGAAUUCUCCCAUCCCUGACUGCACCUCAAAGUGUCACUCCCUGAAACACGCGUUGGAUGUCCUUUCUGUGGUGACAAAGGGGAGUGAGAAGCAGAUCAAGGCCUUCCUCUGCAGCCACUGUUGCAAUGCCGCCACCGUCAGGGAUGCCUUGGGCAGGAACGCCCUGCACCUGGUCUGCUCCUGCGGGAAGAGGGGCGUGCUGGACUGGCUCAUCGAGAGAGGGGCGGACCUGCUGGUCAAGGACAAGGAGUCGGGGUGGACGGCACUGCACAGAGGCGUUUUCUAUGGCCACAUCGAUUGCGUUUGGUCUCUGUUAAAGCGUGGUGUUAGUCUGUAUAUUCAAGAUAAAGAAGGCUUGUCGGCUUUGGAUCUUAUCAUGAAGGAUAGACCAACUCAUGUGGUAUUCAGGAGUACUGAUCCUACAGAUGUCUACAUGUGGGGUGAUAAUACAAAUUUUACCCUGGGUCAUGGAAGCCAGAAUAGCAAACACCAUCCAGAGUUGGUGGAUCUUUUCUCCAGGAGUGGAGUUUAUAUCAAACAGGUGGUGCUUUGUAAAUUUCACUCAGUGUUUCUGUCUCAGAAAGGGCAAGUUUAUACGUGUGGUCACGGUCCCGGAGGUCGAUUAGGUCAUGGAGAUGAGCAGACAUGCUUGAUCCCCAGGCUGGUGGAAGGACUGAGUGGCCAUAACUGUUCCCAAGUGGCAGCCGCCGAGGACCACACUGUGGUACUAACUGAAGAUGGAUGUGUUUACACAUUUGGUCUGAACAUUUUUCAUCAAUUGGGAAUUAUUCCUCCACCUUCCAGCUGUAAUGUACCUAGACAGAUGCAGGGAAAAUACCUGAAAGGAAGAACAAUCAUUGGGGUUGCAGCAGGCAAGUUUCACACAGUUCUUUGGACUAGAGACGCUGUUUACACUCUGGGACUAAAUGGUGGACAACUAGGCUACUUACUAGAUCCUAAUGGAGAGAAGUGCGUCACUGCCCCACGCCAAGUCUCCGCCCUUCAUCACAAAGACGUCACUCUGUCCUUGGUCGCUGCCAGUGAUGGCGCCACCGUCUGUGUCACCACGAGGGGUGAUGUUUACUUGCUCGCAGACUAUCAGUGCAAAAAGAUGGCUUCUAAACAAUUGAACUUGAAAAAGGUUCUUGUGUCUGGUGGUUGUAUGGAAUACAGAGUUGAUCCUGAACAUUUGAAAGAAAAUGGGGAUCAAAAAAUUUGCAUUCUAGCAAUGGAUGGCGCUGGAAGGGUUUUUUGCUGGAGAUCAGCCAGCAGUUCUCUGAAGCAGUGUCGAUGGGCCUAUCCACGCCAGGUCUUCAUUUCUGAUAUUGCCUUAAAUAGAAACGAGAUUCUGUUUGUCACACAGGAUGGAGAAGGAUUUAGAGGGAAAUGGUUUGAAGAAAAAAGGAGGAGUUCUGAAAAAAAAGGUUUCUUCUCUUUAGCAGAUAUUUUCUCAAACCUUCAUAAUUCCUCAGCGGACACGUCUUGUAUCUCUGAUGUGAAUAGUGUGUAUGAAAGGGUCCGACUGGAGAAACUUGCUUUUGCCCAUAGAGCCGUCAGCGUCAGCACAGACCCGAGUGGAUGCAACUUUGCCAUCCUGCAGUCAGAUCCUAAAACAAGCCUGUAUGAGAUUCCCUCUGUGUCCUCAUCAUCCUUCUUUGAAGAGUUUGGCAAACUGUUGAGGGAAACCGAUGAAACGGACAGUAUCCACGAUGUGACAUUUCGAGUCGGGAAUAGAAUCUUCCCUGCACAUAAAUACAUUUUGGCAGUGCGUUCUGACUUCUUUCAGAAGUUGUUUCUCUCAGAUGAUACUGGUUUAGAAUUUACAGAUGUUUACCGGAAAGAUGAAGAUUCUGCAGGAUGCCAUCUCUAUGUGGUGGAGAAGGUUCAUCCUGACUUGUUUGAAUACCUUCUGCAGUUUAUAUACACAGAUACUUGUGACUUUUUAACUCAUGGCUUCAAACCAAGAAUACCCUCAAACAAAAAACCAGAAGAAUAUCAAAGCACUCUGAAUUCUCAUUUGAAUAAACUGAAUUGCUGUGAGGAUGAUAAUCAGAAGUCAACAUUUGAAGUUUAUAAGAGUAACCAAGCUCAUACAAUUAGCGAAAAGCAGAAAAGUAAACCUAAAUCUUAUAAAAAGGGAAAAAGUGUUGGGGAAGAUGAUCCUGUAAGAAUGUUUCAAAAUGUUGCAAGGAAGUUUGGCUUCAGUACUUUGAGCAGUAGGUUAGAUGGAGUCAGGUUUGAAAAUGAAAAGAUUAAUGUUAUUGCCAAGAAAACUGGUAAUAAACUGAAGCUAAAUCGGAAAACAUGCUCAUUUCUGUGUGAUGUGACCAUGAAGUCAGUGGAUGGAAAGGAGUUCCCCUGUCACAAAUGUGUUCUCUGCGCCAGACUCGAUUAUUUUCAUAGUAUGCUGAGUAGCUCAUGGAUUGAGGCUUCCUGUUGUGCAGCUCUGGAAAUGCCGAUACAUUCUGAUAUCCUGCAAGUGAUUUUGGACUACCUCUACACUGACGAAGCUGUGGGGGUCAAAGAAUCUCAAAAUGCAGAUUUUAUUUGUAGUGUUCUUGUGGUGGCUGAUCAGCUUCUCAUAACUCGAUUGAAAGAGAUUUGUGAAGUAGCAUUAACUGAAAGAUUAACCCUUAAGAAUGCUGCUAUGCUCCUGGAAUUUGCAGUUAUGUAUAAUGCUGAACAAUUGAAAUUAUCUUGUUUACAGUUCAUUGGACUGAACAUGGCAGCUGUACUUGAAGCAAGGUCUCUUGAUGUUUUAAGUGAUGGUGUAUUGAAGGAUCUUUCUAUGUUCUACCGAAAAAUGAUUCCAGCAAUGGAUAGAAGAGUCAUUACACCUUAUCAAGAUGGACCAGAUAUUAGCUAUUUGGAAAUAGAAGAUGGAGACAUAUUUUUAAAAGAAGAAAUAAAUAUAGAACAAAAUUAUUUGGAAACUGUGUUCAAAAAGGCAAAAACAAAAGCUAAAAAGAAGCCACGUAAACGUUCGGAUAGUUCCGGAGGCUAUAACCUUUCUGAUGUUAUUCAGAGUCCACCAUCUUCAGGAUUGUUAAAGUCUGGUAAGACCAAUUCUGUGGACUCUCUUCCAGAGCUCUUGACAUCAGACUCGGAAGGGAGCUGUGCAGGCCUGGGCAGUCCACGAGACCUGCAGUCCCCCGAUUUCACAGCAGCGUUUCCUGCAGAGAAGAUCCAGGGGAGAGUUAAACCAUUUGUUAAUGGUACCCCUCCCACAGAAUCUAAGGAAGAUUUAAAACCCUGGGAAAAGUCACCAGUGUUUAAAAUCUCUGCUCCACAGCCCAUUCCCAGUAACAGAGUUGACACCACCAGCUCUACUAGUUGGGUUGCUGGCUCUUUCAGUCCUGUCAGCCCCCCCGUUGUGGAUCUCAGAACCAUCAUGGAGCUAGAAGAAAGCAGAGAGAAGCAGGGAGCCGCACCAAAGCCAAACUCAGGCAAAAUGAUUUUGCACGGAGUUAAACUUUCUCAGAAGCAACGAAAAAUGAUUGCAUUGACUACCAAAGAAAAUUCAGGAAUGAAUAGCAUGGAAGCAGUUUUAACCACUCCUCCAAAAGCCCCCAGACCAGGGAACAUAUGGUCACCGUCUCCACAGUCAGUGUCAUCCAAGUCAUUCCGGGAUUUCCUACUAGAAGAAAAAAAGUCUGUCACUGGUCAUAGUUCAGGUGAUCAUGUCAAAAAAGCUUGUUUUAAAGGAGUUGAAAAUUCUCAGACUCCAAAAGUUGUAAGAUGCUCUGCCCAUGGCAACCCAGGACCAGAAGGCAGCCACAUUUCAGACUCACCACUUCUAGACAGUCCCAAUCCCUGGCUGUGUUCCUCAGUGACAGCCCCUUCCGUGGUAGCCCCAGUCACAUUUGCCUCGAUUGUGGAAGAGGAGUUACAGCAGGAGGCAGCUCUGAUCAGAAGUCGGGAAAAGCCUCUGGCUCUGAUUCAGACUGAGGAACGUGCAAUACAAGAUUUAUUGGCUUUCUAUGAAGCAUUUGGCAACCCAGAUGAGUUUGUCAUUGUUGAAAGGACACCGCAGGGCCCACUGGCAGUGCCUAUGUGGAAUAAGCGUGGAUGCUAGCUCACUGUGAGGCCGAGACGCAUUCUCCACAGUUACCAUUACUGCAGUGUAAAGAAAUAGCUGUGGAAAGAGUUCUUACAGAUUUGGUAACGGAUCACCCUAGAUAGAAUAAGAAGGAUUUGAUUUCUUUAAUGUAGUUUACACAUAUAAUGCUUAUAUGAUUAAAAUUUUUAAAAUUGUGAUUUUAGUAACUUUUACAUAAAAAUGUGUGAGAGGAAAAACUUACUAAGCUGAGGUUAAAUAGAAUCGAUUCUUCUGAAUAAUCUUAGAGGAAAAUAUGAGUGAUUGCAUUAUAAAAUUAUGGGCAAUGUAUUAAAAAUAACAUUGAGAAUUUAGAAGAUUUUGCCAAUAUCUGUUGUCACUCUGCUUUUUAAAUACAGUAUUGAUGAGUUUAAAGUAGGAGCAUCAGUCAUCACUUCUCAUCUAUCAAUGGCCAGAGUUCUGUGUUUGCUGCAGUAGCUGUUUCUCCAUUUUCGUUGCCUUUUUCAUCAGGCUAUGAAUGUAUUUGAGGUUUGCUUGAAGCUGGCCCUGCUCAAAUACUGUAUUUCAAUUUAGAUGGCAGGUUCUCCAGUUUGCACUAAGCAAUAGAGGACAGUGGAGAGGGAAUUAGAACACUGAUUAUUUGGACUAAAGAGUCCAAGAUAAUAGUUUCUUUUUAAGAUUUGGAGUCCUUAUGAAUUGUUUUUAAGUGGGGAGGGAGAACCUUAGAAAAGCCUAAUUGUACAAGAAUCAAUUUCUCAGUGUUAGAUUUUCUAAAAUAAAGGCUUAAUUAUACAUAGGAGAACAGAACAGUUUGGAAGACGGUGGGUUAUAAUUACAUUUGCAGUGUUGUAUAAUCCUAAAUUAUCUGAGCCUGGGUUAUACAUACAGCACGAAAAUUGUUUUCUUUAUAUACAAAGUGUGAUGUUUGGUUUGUUUUUGAGGAUUUAAAUUUUCAGAAAACAGAUGUUAUAUACGUGCUCCACUACAUAGACAAAUUGGGAAGGUUAAUGUUCUGCUUUCUGGAAGAUAAACUAAGAGGAAAAUAUAGGCAGUUCACUGCUGUAUGUCAGUGGAUGGGGCAGUGACUGAAAUUAACUCAGUAUGUAAGGUUUAGCUCUACCCCAGAGUAGCAGACGUGUAAGCAAACAUGCAAUAAAAAAUAACCUGGAUCCAUUUUACUGCUGAGGUGCUUGAUGCCUGUACUGUGUUGACAUCCAUUAUAGGAAGAAUCCAUGGACUGCGCUAAUACAUUUAUGGUGACGCUGCCUUCAUUCUAUGACUGCUUAUAAAAAGGAAGUUUUCCAGAUUUGAAUCUGUGAAAAGUUUUAUAUUAUGUGUGUUUGAAUAAAUUGAGAAGAAAUGAAUUUUAAGAUGUUUUAUUGAUGUUGCAGCAAAGAGGCUUUCUGAAGUAAUUGGUUUAUUUCAUUUGGACCUUUGAUUCUUCUGCUCAUUCUGGCAUGUGUAGUAUUUGAAGAUGGUGUGAAGUGAUAAUGUCCUGCCUGGAAGUGCCCGGAGGGGUCUUUGUUGCAUGGGUGUGAGGAAGGGCUGCCCUGUUGGGCUUUGCUCCUCUACACCUGCAGCCAGAGCAGCUGUGCGUUAUGGUCUGUUUUAUGCACGUGUAUUGAGGUGGUGUAUAAAAUUUCACUGGGAAACAAAUGAGUUAUUUUGCUGGUAAAGAGAAAGAUAAGCCCUGCAGUACACUGUAUUUCUUCAUAAAUUAUUCUAUGAAAAUAGCAGUCUGAUACAUUUUACCAAAAACCCCAGGAAAGUAAUGUUUUCUUUAAAUUAGCAAUGACAUCAUCCUACCUGCAGUCAUUUAUUCUUCUCCAAACUCGUAACUUCAAGAAAGAUCCAGUUGAAUUGCAGAAAAACUAAAAACAGCCAAUUUUAAAGGUCACUGGUAUAGGGAGGACUUUAAGGUGAACCAAAAUAGUCAUAGAACUCUUAAGCCUGGAAAGGUGAUGGUUGGGUAGGGUAUUGGGAUGAGGCAGAAUAGACUUAAAAUUCACAAAAUUUUGAAGAGUGCUAGGCAGGUAAAAUCAAUUUAGGACUUUUUCUUCAAAUCCCAAAGAGCUUUUCUAAAAUUAAGAAAAAGCCAUGCUUUCCACAGGAACAAUAGCAUGCAUCAAUUGGAAAAGAUACUGCAAUUGGAAAGGAUAUCUGAGUUGGAGGCUUGAGUAUCUAUAUUGGUUCAUGAUAAGAGCACUGAUAGCUGUUUUGUAAUA
Molecule: messenger RNA, 8743 nt
Organism: Nycticebus coucang (slow loris)
Lineage: Eukaryota; Metazoa; Chordata; Mammalia; Primates; Lorisidae
Gene: IBTK
Product: inhibitor of Bruton tyrosine kinase
Exons: 29
Coding region: 2460-6536 (1358 amino acids)
Biological process (GO): negative regulation of protein phosphorylation
Cellular component (GO): cytoplasm; nucleoplasm
Molecular function (GO): protein tyrosine kinase inhibitor activity; protein kinase binding
Source: RefSeq, a predicted model, not a curated record